This is a messenger RNA of Dovyalis caffra, 657 nucleotides long. The record is from the annotation of a GenBank genome assembly. NCBI's taxonomy places the organism in Eukaryota, Viridiplantae, Streptophyta, Magnoliopsida, Malpighiales, Salicaceae.
AUGGCGGACACAACUCCUACCAUUGUUAAGAAGUCACAAUCUCAUCCAUAUGUUGAUGGCACGGGAGAGGCUUCUCUUUCCAUCAUUGCUACUCUUAUUGUGGGAAAGGAAGGGGACGAGAGGGUUCGUGAUGGUUAUCAUCCUAAAAACACAUCUACUUGUUGGACGAUAUCGGAUUCUCUCACAGAUCUAAACCGACUUGUUAGAAGGUCUAGUGGUUGUUUGCCUCUAGUCGGCUCUUCCGCUUCACAAGUCCUAGCUGUAACUUCGAUCCUGCCGGAGUGGAUGGUCAAGAGACAGAAAACGUGGCAAAUAUCGUCGUAUGUGAAGAUAACAGCAUGCAUAUGUAAUAGGGUCUUGAACGUGGUGGAAACAAGAAAGUCGAAAGUGACAGAGAUGAAAGAUGUAGAGAGCAGUCUCUAUCUUAAGCCGAGCCGAGCCGAGCAAGAAUUAGCCUGCAUGAAAGGAAGGGCUGUGAGCCCCCUCGUGAAGAGGCGGGAAUCUUUUCGCUAUACGGUUAUGGGACCCACUCCAAAGAAACUCUCUUCUACAGUUGACAACGCUCAACCACGCUAUCAUUAUUGCUCAUCUUGUAAUUCUAGCCGCGAUGUCAGAAUUACGAUUACUGGGGCAGUACAAAAAUCUUUGCUUGCCUAG